Cajanus cajan (pigeon pea) is the source of this 2327-nucleotide messenger RNA. RefSeq names its product protein kinase PVPK-1. The record is from RefSeq and is a predicted model, not a curated record. Gene Ontology annotation, molecular function: protein kinase activity; ATP binding. NCBI's taxonomy places the organism in Eukaryota, Viridiplantae, Streptophyta, Magnoliopsida, Fabales, Fabaceae. Gene Ontology annotation, biological process: protein phosphorylation.
UAAGCCUAGAAAUUAAACUGGUUUGCUGUUACUGAUAGAGUGUUAAUUGUUUAGUCUCUUCCUUUUGGAUCGGAUCUGAGACAAAGAAGGUGUUCACUCUUGUUCAGUGGUGCUCAAAGACACGCCAAAGUUACUUCACUUUCUGUUGUCCUUCUUCUUCUUUCCCUCUCCUCAACAUGCUUCUUCUUCAACCACCAAUGAACAAAUGAAAACAACAUUUCUUGCUCUUCAUUCACAUUGCCAUUUCUCUUCUCUGAUCAGAUACCCUUCAUGGAGUCACCUAUUAAUGGAGUUGAGUCCUUAUCAGAGGUUCAGAAUUCAGUUUCUGGGGUACAUCAUGAUCCUCUUCUAUCUGGGACACCCCGUCCUUCGCGGCCUCCCUUGAGAGCAUCUAGAAACCAUGGGGCUGGUCAUCAAACCAAGAACAUCCAUCACCAUAACAGCCAUGUAAUUAAUCAAAAACAUUCCUACCAGGAGGGAGAUAAUGUUGAGCAUCAUGAAGGAUUGUUGCCAACAAAAUUGUGCACCAAGCAACCACUUGAUGAUUCCAAGAAUUGUGAGCCAAGUGGUGUUGUGUUGGAAUCUGAGAAUUGUGCCUUAGGUCCAUCGAAACGAGCCGUUGCAAAUCAUGCCAAGAGUUACUGCCAGUCUGAGGUUACUUUCUGUCCAAGCCCUCAGAAUAGUUUCUAUUCGGCCACUGUGUAUUCUGAAGCCAAAGACAGUUUCACCAACACUGAAGUGAGUGAGUGUGCUAGUGUUGACAAGUCACGUGGAAGUGGAGAAGUGGCGAAUUCCUGUGAUUUUAAUGAGAGCAGGAAGACCAGCAUCUGUAGAGCUAGUACUGGCAGUGAUGCUAGUGAUGAUAGCAGCACCAGCAGUUUGAGCAGUGUUUUAUAUAAACCUCACAAGGCAAAUGACAUAAGAUGGGAAGCAAUUCAAGUCAUUCGAGCACGAGACGGGAUGUUGGAGAUGAGGCAUUUCAGAUUGUUGAAAAAAUUGGGGUGUGGAGACAUAGGUAGUGUGUAUCUAGCAGAAUUGAGUGGCACAAGAACUUCUUUUGCCAUGAAGAUCAUGAACAAGACCGAGCUGGCGAACCGCAAGAAGCUUCUGAGGGCUCAGACAGAGAGAGAGAUAUUGCAGUCUUUGGAUCACCCUUUUCUACCCACAUUGUAUACACACUUUGAGACAGAGACAUUCUCCUGCUUGGUGAUGGAGUUUUGCCCUGGUGGGGACCUGCAUGCACUUAGGCAAAGACAACCAGGGAAGUAUUUUUCGGAGCAUGCUGUCAGGUUUUAUGUGGCAGAAGUUCUCCUUGCUUUGGAGUACUUGCACAUGCUAGGGAUCAUCUACAGAGACCUAAAACCUGAGAAUGUAUUGGUGAGAGAAGAUGGUCACAUAAUGCUCUCAGAUUUUGACCUCUCUCUAAGGUGCACUGUAAGUCCAACUCUAGUAAAGUCAUCAAACAACAGCUUGGAGACAAAAAGCUCAGGAUACUGCAUUCAGCCUUCUUGCAUUGAGCCAACAUGUGUAAUGCAGCCAGACUGCAUCCAACCGGCAUGCUUCACGCCACGCUUUCUCUCCGGCAAAUCGAAGAAAGACAAGAAGUACAAACCAAAGAAUGACAUGCAUCAUCAGGUGACCCCUCUCCCUGAGCUAAUUGCUGAGCCAACAAAUGCCAGAUCAAUGUCCUUUGUGGGGACACAUGAGUACUUGGCACCUGAGAUCAUCAAGGGUGAAGGGCAUGGAAGUGCUGUAGACUGGUGGACAUUUGGCAUAUUCUUGUAUGAGCUUUUGUUCGGUAGAACGCCGUUCAAAGGCUCAGUGAACCGCGCAACGCUGUUCAAUGUAAUUGGACAGCCUUUGAGGUUUCCUGAAUCUCCUACUGUCAGCUUUGCUGCCAGGGACUUGAUCAGAGGCUUGCUUGUGAAAGAACCGCAGCAUCGUCUUGCCUAUAGGCGCGGCGCAACAGAGAUAAAGCAGCAUCCUUUCUUUCAGAAUGUUAACUGGGCACUGAUCCGUUGUGCAAAUCCUCCAGAGGUGCCAAGGCAAGUUGUGCAGCUUCCUCAAACUGAAAAGGAGCUUGGUGUGAAGCCUUCUGGUAAUUAUUUAGAUAUUGAUUUCUUUUGAAACUUAUGUCCCUUCUCUCCUUUGGAGUUUGGACUAGUUUCCACUUUCCUUCUCUCAUUUGGGGUGUUUCGUGCUUUCUCUGUCUCCGUGGUUCGUUUUCAACUGCAUUGUUGAUCAGCACUUAUAAUUGUCCAUGAAAAACUGUUGUAAGAAACUUCAACAUGCCUUAUAUUGAGUAACAGUUUCUGCUCUCUUAUUUA